Diospyros lotus (date-plum) is the source of this 797-nucleotide messenger RNA. Its product is annotated as 60S ribosomal protein L23. The transcript has 4 exons. Lineage: Eukaryota; Viridiplantae; Streptophyta; Magnoliopsida; Ericales; Ebenaceae. Bases 143 to 565 code for a protein of 140 amino acids. The record is from RefSeq and is a predicted model, not a curated record. Gene Ontology annotation, biological process: translation. Gene Ontology annotation, molecular function: structural constituent of ribosome; large ribosomal subunit rRNA binding. Gene Ontology annotation, cellular component: cytosolic large ribosomal subunit; ribosome.
ACAAUGGCUUUUGUCUAGCGGCCCACAACAUCCACCGUAUCAGCUGCCCUUAAACAAACAGAGCGAGCUCUGAAACCCUAGAUUCGUCCCUCGCUGUAUAAAUCUCGCGCAAAACCCUAGAACAUCUGGUUCGGCGUACAAGAUGUCGAAGCGAGGGCGUGGAGGAUCGGCGGGGAACAAGUUCCGGAUGUCACUGGGUCUGCCGGUGGCGGCGACGGUGAACUGCGCCGACAACACCGGGGCAAAGAACCUGUAUAUCAUCUCGGUGAAGGGGAUCAAGGGCAGGCUAAAUCGGUUGCCCUCGGCAUGUGUCGGCGACAUGGUUAUGGCCACCGUGAAAAAGGGGAAGCCUGACCUUAGAAAGAAGGUGAUGCCCGCCGUCAUCGUCCGGCAGCGCAAGCCGUGGCGCCGAAAGGACGGUGUCUACAUGUACUUUGAAGAUAAUGCUGGAGUCAUUGUCAAUCCGAAGGGUGAAAUGAAAGGGUCUGCUAUCACCGGUCCCAUUGGCAAGGAGUGUGCCGAUCUGUGGCCAAGGAUUGCUAGUGCAGCCAAUGCUAUAGUCUAGUCCAAGUUCUCACUUGGUGGUGUUGAAGUUCACUAUAUUAAGAAUUUAUACUUGUUUUCUUGAAUUUGUUUAGGCGUUUGAUUUACCAAUGACGUUGAAAAUUCUGUUCCCCAAUGAGAAAAUGACAUCCCAAUGACUGCAGUUACAUUUUGUGUCCUCCUUUUUGACUCUGAAAUGUUUGAAAUUGGGUUUUAUACAUGAUGUCAUCUGUUGAAGAUGAGGUAUUAAUUCA